UAAAGAGGAAGCGGAACUGUUUGAACGUUCACGGUGUUUGUGUGGUGUGUGUUGGAGUUAUUGGCCGGCUACACACAUUUACUGAAUUUACAUUUGCUGAAAGACGAUACCAUUGGAGGUGAACACUUAUCCAUAGUCAUAUUCGGUCUAUCAGCAGAUUCCGUAGGACGGACAGAGAAGACAGCCAGAAAUUACCAUGAAUCUGGAACGUGUUCCCAACGAGGAGAAACUCAGCCUUUGCAGGAAAUAUUAUCUGGGUGGGUUUGCAUUCCUUCCUUUCCUGUGGCUGGUAAAUGUGGUGUGGUUCUUCAGAGAAGCCUUUGUAAAGCCCGCAUACACUGAACAGCUCCAGAUCAAAACAUAUGUAAAGCGAUCGGCUCUGGGGCUAUUACUAUGGGUGGCAGUGCUUACAACAUGGAUAACCAUAUUCCAGCACUUCAGAGCGCAGUGGGGUGAAGUGGGAGACUACCUUUCCUUUACCAUUCCCCUGGGCAUUCCGUGAAAAGACAAGAAAGAGUGGACACAACGUCCUUGCUGCUCUUUACUCCUUUUGUGUUGUAAGCCCCAACACAACAAGUUUCCAUUUAAGACUCAGCAUUAAUUGACUGUGUUGCCAUCUGUCUUUAUUUGAUCAUAUUAGAUUAAGUCAGUUAGAAGUCUCUUGUAUUACAGUGAAAUGGCAGGACCUAAGUGCACCUAGAAAUUCAGUAAAGUAACUACCAUAAGUGGCUCUACAAAGCAAAUUUGGAAAUGAGAGCUGUUUUAAGGUGAUGACAGUACUAAUGACUGGGUUUUUUUUUUGCUAUUUACCAUGCUUCCACCUUUUUUCAAGGCUGCAUUUUAUUUUCGCCAUUUGUUUGAGUUUGGUUUGUAAUAUGAUUAUUUUUCCCCUUUGCUUUUUAUGUCUGGUGAUUUAGUUUCAAUUCCACAAUCACCUAAUAAAAACUUUUUGGUGAAUUAUCA
Molecule: messenger RNA, 963 nt
Organism: Megalops cyprinoides (Indo-Pacific tarpon)
Lineage: Eukaryota; Metazoa; Chordata; Actinopteri; Elopiformes; Megalopidae
Gene: psenen
Product: presenilin enhancer, gamma-secretase subunit
Exons: 4
Coding region: 197-502 (101 amino acids)
Biological process (GO): Notch receptor processing
Cellular component (GO): gamma-secretase complex
Source: RefSeq, a predicted model, not a curated record